Protopolystoma xenopodis is the source of this 228-nucleotide messenger RNA. NCBI's taxonomy places the organism in Eukaryota, Metazoa, Platyhelminthes, Monogenea, Polystomatidea, Polystomatidae. The record is from the annotation of a GenBank genome assembly.
AUGGAAAUAUGUGAUGAAAAUAUGAGUCAAAUGCAACGAAUCGACAUGACUGGCUUGGCUGUAGCUUUGGGCCUUCUUCUUUUUAUAUACUUCCCAACCCUAACGGUUGAGGCCACAAUAAACCUCUAUUAUGUCUUGGCUGUGUCUAGAUGUGUCUCAUUUUUAGAUGGAAUCUACCUGACGGCCGAUACCAUAGCCGACAAUUUUGGCGGUUUUGUCGGCUUCUAA